Molecule: messenger RNA, 9928 nt
Organism: Octopus sinensis (East Asian common octopus)
Lineage: Eukaryota; Metazoa; Mollusca; Cephalopoda; Octopoda; Octopodidae
Exons: 11
Coding region: 10-9330 (3106 amino acids)
Biological process (GO): regulation of transcription by RNA polymerase II
Cellular component (GO): nucleus
Molecular function (GO): RNA polymerase II cis-regulatory region sequence-specific DNA binding; zinc ion binding; DNA-binding transcription factor activity, RNA polymerase II-specific
Source: RefSeq, a predicted model, not a curated record
UCCUGCAGAAUGGUUUUUGAAGUUCUUGCUGGCACUGGCUGGCCUCUUGACAAUGAAUUUAGUUAUGAACCUCCCGGUAAAAAAUCCAGAAGUUUUCUUGCACCUAAAUCUGAUAUCAGAAGAGCUCAGUUUAAAGGGAGCAAAUCAAUGCCUCCUAUUGAUACCUCAUCUCCAGGACCAAUCACUCAACCUAUUAAAGAUGCUGAGGAGAGUCCAUUUCUUACAUCCAUGUUAUCUUCAUCUACUGACAGACCAGUGGACUCAUACAACUUGCCUCUAAAGUAUCUUCUUCAAGUGACUGAUUCAGAGUUACAGAACAUGUCACGUCAGGUGCCAACUAGUCAAAAAAUGUCAAUGGCUGGUGAUGGCACAACUGCUAUCACUCAGCUUGUUUUGCGUCCUGUAUCUUCAGGCCAGUCAAAUGUGCUGCAAGAUAAUGUAAUUUUAUCUGAUAUUAUCAAGAUACCUGUUUCUGAGAGAGGAAUAGAAAAGUAUCAGUUAAAACCUGAUACCAUUGAAUCACAAGGUUUCAAACCUGUGUACACAAAACAACAAUGUGAUCAGUAUGAAUCAAAUCCGGUGAGUUACAGCAACUUCAAAUCUCGAACUUUUAAGUCACAACAACCCCAGAGUGGGGAAAAGUUUAGGCAGCAAAUUUCUGGAGAUAAUAUAGUUGGUCGUAAACGUAAACUCCCCACAAAACCAGGCCGCCACAUUUGUCAUUUUUGUGGUCUUGGAUGUGCUAAGCCAAGUGUGCUUGAGAAACACAUCCGAUCACAUACUGGAGAAAGGCCAUACCCUUGUGUGGCUUGUGGUGUAUUCUUCAAAACUAAAAGUAACUUGUACAAGCAUAAUAAAUCACGAGCCCAUGCUGUGAAAGCUGGUCUCGGCCAAAUCCCCACAAGUACAUCAUCUGAAAUGACAAGUACUGAAGGUGAGGGUGACAAUGAAGAUGCCAAUGAGAGUGAAGAAACACAAACAGAAACAAGUGAUACAGAUGGAGAAAAUGAAGAGAAGCAAAUGAAACAUUUCAGGAAAGAACAAUGUUUGUUAGAAUUAGAUCCUUUACGAUUAAAAAGAGGUUAUUCUGAAUCUGAUGCCAAAAUACGUAUUGAGGAAUUUCAAGAGAAAAAGUCAACAUCUUUAACAGAAAAUUGUUUUUUGGGAGAUCAGCAUCAAUCUGUUAAUGUUACCAAGAUGACUAGUAGUGGAAGCAGCAACACCACAAAUACCGUGGCAUCUGUAAAUAUCCAUGGAGAAAUAAGCAAAGGUUCAUCUUUGGAAUUACAUACUGAUAGUCCACUUCAUCAUUCUGGUAACUUAGAUGGUAAAUCUAAACUAUCAGUUUCAAGUAUGACUGGACACACACCUGUUUAUUUGCCAGAUAAAUGCUUCUAUGAUGUUCCUCAGAUAUCUAAAUUACCAGAAAUCAAUUUAAAUGAAGAAUCUAAAGAUGACAUUUUGGUACCAGUUGCAGAUAAUGUAGUUUCUGGAAGUUUACAAAGUUCUCAUGCUAAGGAGUCAGUAAAAUCUUUCAACUUUCAUGACAAGCAAACUGUGAGUUCCAAAGACCAUGUGCCAUUAUCAUUAUCUUUACAGCCUUCACACAGCAAGUCGCAAGAUAAAUCUAUACAUCCCAUCAACAAAAGCAGUGAAGAGACAAAAACAAUAAGUUCUCUCAGCAUCACAGGAUCAACACCUACUGAUAAAAAAAGACUUGAGGAGCAUAUUUUGCAAAUCAUAUCUAAAAAUGAUACUAUUGUAAAUACUCCAAUGUCUGAACCACCACGUCAGAAAAGGAUAUUCCGUCAACACAGUGACCAACCAAACACUUCAGGUUCAAAAUUGGAAGAGCUGCCUCAGUCAGUGUCAAUGACUAAAGUAUCAAUACCAAGUAUUUUAUCAAUACCCUUGGCUCCAAUACCUGAUGACAAUGAUAUAAACAAAGAUUUAUGCCUCAGUCCACAACCUUACUUUACUCCUCUUAUUUCUGAAAAGAAGGAAAUCUCAAAUCCAAAACUCCCAGAAUUACUUUCAUCUUCAUCUAAGACAGAAAACUUAAAUGAAAAACUUUCUUCCACCAACAUUUGUUCUGGGCUCCAAGGAAGCCAAGAAAUUAAAAUUGAAAUUAAGUUGCCUAAAACUGGUUCCAAUGUUGUAACUAUUGCAACACCAUCACAGUCUAUCAUUGGUAAGCCAAACAUGCAAUUUUCACCUACAUCUGUUGUUACUACAGUUGUAAAUUCUUCAUCUUUUGUAAAAAAUCCUGAAAAUAGUGUUAUUAAAGGCCUUCUUUUGAAAGGUAAGACAUCUUCUCUGACUUCUCCAACUCCCCCAAGUAGAGUCAUUAAGGAAAAAUCAAGUAGUGUUGAUGAGAUAACAACUAUGAGAAAUGAGUCAACACUCAUUUCCUUCCAGCGUGAAGAUAUUGGCACUUAUUCUGUGUCAAAUGUGUCUUCUGUUUACAGCAAGGCUUCACAACUACAAAAAUUUCGACAGUCAAAAAGUAGUUCAUCUUCUACAAGUAUGGAUUCUCAUACUUCCCCUAUUACUAUAACGGAAAGAAGACCAGACCGACCUGCUCUAGUGAAAUGCAGCUCUUUCGAGAAGGAUGUACCACCUGGGUACCUAUCUCACAGUUUUUCAAGUGAUCGUGAAAGUUCAGUUGAUGUUGAUUUUGAGAAAGGAGAACGUUUAAAAGAUGAUAAACAUGAUUCAAAUGCUGUUGUAUUUAAUACUGAAAAUUAUGACCUGGUGGCACCAAAAAAGAAAGGAAGGCCUAAGGGCUCAAAAAACAAACCAAAGAUGAUGAAUGCAACAGUAUCAGUGCAAGGUCUAUCUUCUACUACUUUAGCUACAUCUUCAAGUUCAUCACAAAAUUCUAUUUUACUGGCAACUCUGAAGCAACCUUCCCUGCAGCAACCCUACACAGAGCCAUCUUGUGAUUUGCCUCCUUGGAAGGUAAUAUUGAAAAAUAAACUUAUAAAGAGAUCUAUGAGUACAGAGAGAAUGCUCUCACAAGAAAAAGAUUCUGAUUCAUUCUCUGCACAGUCUACUAUAAGUACAUCUCCCAGCACAGAAAGUUCUAGUAGCCUUGGACCUGUACGAGCUUCAUCUUUUGAAAUGUUAAAGCAGCCUAUUGAUAAUGAACGGAAUGAAAGAAACUCACCAUUAAAGAAACGUAAAGUUCCAAAUGAGUUUCUUCAAUCUGAUCCAAUUUCAAGACCUGGAGUAACUCGAGCUGGAUCAGAACCAUUAAUGUCACAAAUGGGGCUAAAUGCUGCUUCUUCAAAAUCUUUAUCUGAAAAACGCCUUGGCAGUCUACCCGAAACACUGGAGUAUAAAUAUUCUGUUCCUCAAGUGACAAACUCUUUAAAUAAUCCAAUGUGUUCAGGUCCAGUUACAGUACCUGUCGUUGUUGCACAACCAAUUGUUAUCCCAAUGAAAUUUUCUGAUUCUAUUCAAAGUGCCCAUGUACCUGUCACUUCAGGGUGGAGCAAAUUGAACAAAGUUGCUUUAUCAACACACUGUGAUAUUCAGUUAUCUUUGCCAGCUAUUCCAGCCACUUCAACAUCAAGCAAACAAAUUCUACAGUUACCAUUGGUAACAAGUCUAGUUGUUUCAAAAUUUCCUAAAGACAAUAAAAUAGAAGCAACAAAUCUGACAGAAGAAUUCCCAUUGUUAAAUACUUCAAAAGAAUUGUCUACAAGUGUUAGUAAUAGCACUGACAUAGUUAGUGAGACAAACACACAACCAGAUGUCACUGCUAUUGUAGUUCCUGUAUCUGCUUGCCAAGCCUCUCUUCUUUCAGGAGACUCUACUCUAACAUCACUUAAAGAAGUCUCAACUGCAUCAACAACUGGAUGUAAUACCUCAAAGCAACAAAUUAUUACUUCCUUGCGGAGUUUAACACAAACUACAUUUUGUUGUGUUCAGCGUUUGCAACCCAUGUAUGUUCCACAAGGUGAAAAUCAAAAAAUUUCGAUGUAUUCUAACUGGAGGGUUUCAAAACAUACACCACAUCCAAGCAAUCUUACACCUCAGAUGUCCUUAUUUCUAUACAAUUCUAAGAAUACAAGUGAUCCUAUAUAUUCUGUGGCCAAGAAUAAAUCUGAAACAAACGUGACUGAGAGUUCUGAAUGGAAUUUGUAUUCCAAACGAAAACUUCUGCCAUUGAGUUCUUCUGUUGUUGAGAAACUUUCCAAUGGAGUGUUAACCAUUGAUACAACUGUGGCCACAGAAGUUGUCAAACUACCAACAGACAUUAUGAUAUCUGAUAAAAAAGAUAUUGGUUUAUUGCCACAAUCUGAAAAUAAGGUUGACUCUGUACUAACUAAUUCCAGUUCAAAAGAAACUGUUACAACCAAAGAACCCAAAAGAGUUCGAAUAUUUCAAGGUGGCUUUCGUUCUACUGAAGAGUAUACAUAUAUUCGUGGAAGGGGACGAGGGAAAUAUGUGUGUGAGGAAUGUGGCAUUCGUUGUAAAAAACCAAGCAUGUUGAAAAAGCACAUCCGCACCCAUACAGAUUUGCGGCCAUACCACUGUAGACAUUGUCGUUUUUCUUUCAAGACUAAAGGUAAUUUGACUAAGCAUAUGAAAUCAAAAGCUCACCAAAAGAAAUGUUUGGAACUCGGUAUUGAUCCUGUGCCUAUUAUUGUUGAUGAAUCACAAAUUGACUCAGAAGCUUUAGCUGCUCAGAGUGCUAUAGCCAAAGAGACUAAGAGCUUGGAUGAUGAGAAUGAAGAUGAUGAAGAAGAUGAUGAUGAUAUAGAUGAUGAAGAAGAAACUGAUGAUGCUGAUGGCCAAUUUUCGGAUUCUGAAGAAAGUGCCCGUACAAGCUUUGAAAGAAUGGACACUAAUGAGACAGUUGAUACAUCUAUUGACAGAGAAAGUGAAUGUGGUAUGCCAACACAUUCUUCAAGUUUAGAUGUUGCUGAAACAAGUCGAAUAUCAGAAGUUAAUUCCUCUGAGGUCUCAGAAUCUGAGCAUGCUAGUGGCUCAGAAAUUGCUGUGUCUAUGACCUCUGUCUAUGUUGGAACAUCAGGAUUGACAGCAACAAUUUCCAGUGCAUCAGUUGCCAUGAUCACAGGAGUGGCAAACCAAUCACAAAUUGAUAAUGAGAUUGCUCGUAGUCUUUUAGAUCUAUCUCAAAGACAAGUGCAGCCAUCAGAAGAUACUGCAAAAGAAAUUUCAGCCAAUGUGGCAUCUCAUACCAAAACAGAUACUAGUGAAAAAACAUUGGUACGGCAGUACAGCUUUGAUAUGGCUGACUCUCCUGAGAGAGGUAUGAGCAGGUCUCCAUCCCAAACGGAACAUCCAGAAAUUCAAGUUUUUUCUGCUGAUGAAUGUGAAAAGUUUCCAUCCUCAGUAAAUGUUAGAGAGAAGGAAGAAAAUAUUGUGAUUGUGCAAAGAGAAACUUCACCUAUCUCUCAUGAAAGAAAGGAUUCCAAAAGACAACAAUCUUCUGAAAAAGAAGAGACUAACCUAUCAAACAGCCAGGCGCUAAUGGCAUUAAAGACAACAAAAGGUCCAACUCAUUGUUUACCUUCAGGAGUUUCUGUUGAUCCUGUAUUAAGUGAACCUUCUUCAACUCAGAAAAUUAUUUUUGUUUCUGAGAUACCACAGAGUUUACAAACCAUUGUAGCUAAUGAUGCUGGUCAAACAUCAAUAAGCACGGUGUCAUUAUCUUUUACAGGAAUUCUUCCUAAUGGCAGUAUGGGCCCUCUUGUUGGCCAGGUGUUACAAGGUUCAAGUAGCACAACAUUGAAUUCUACUAAUACUACCAUUACUCUUUCUCCACUUAUCCCUCCAUUUCAGUUUCAGCACCCUUUCCAAGCAUUUGAAAGAUCAUCGGAAAUAAAACCUGAAGAAACAAAUGUAAAGUUAAAGGAAGAUACAUCAUCUACUGUAAUCAUACCACUGGUAGACACUUCUGGUGAGAGCCAGUCACCAAUCUGUAACCCCAAAACUGUUUUGUUACCUCAAACCUCUUGUGUGCAAACAGCAAAUAGUGUUGCAACAAGCAUUAUUCAUAAUUCUGAUUCUAAUAAUCAGCUGCAACCUCAGCCACUGAUUGGGCAAGUAGUUUUGCCAAAUCAACAAACACCAAAUAAUUCUUCACUUGUGAGUAUAAUUGUGACUAAUCAAGCUUAUCAGACUACAGAUGGAUUAUCCCCACAAAAUCAGAACAAGCCUGAAAAUGGGUUCCAAUCAGUAUACCAACGCAUUCAGUCACCUCUGCAACAACAUAGUAAUAGUGAAUCAUGUAUAUCAGAAAGCAGGCAUAUUGAAAGGUCAUCACCUUCAAAACUUGGAAGCAAUAUGCAAGUCAAUAACAUGGCUACCAUCAAACCUUCCAGCUAUAUUUCUGAAGGAUCUCAUCAACCUCUUGCAGUUUUUACUCCAACUAAAAUUGUUGGCCAAAAAUCACACUCUGAACAACAAUCAUCUACAUUUGAAAGACAUUCACCUGUAAUGUUUGUAGAUGAUAUUCAAAGAAGAAAUUUAUAUGAACAAAAAAAACUAGCUGAACAACAAACAUCUUUCAAGAUUCAACCAUCAACAAUGAUUUCAAAUGUACAAGUACCAGUUCAUCAUAUCAGUAGACAAUCACCAAAGACACAUGUAGAGAAAAGUUUCUCCCCUACUCUGUUUGCUGACAAUUACUCUACAACCAGACAACACCAAACUGAUCUUUCUGCUUCUACACAACCACAGUUAGAAGAAUUUUUUCCAGUGCAUCAAAAUUCAGACAACUUUUCUUCAACUCAACAACACCAAAGAGAAAGGUAUUCUCCUAUGAGACAACCAAAUAUGGAACAGUAUUCUGCUCCACAGAACCAAGUAAAUAGAUAUUCACCAAAUCAGCAACUAAAUAUGGACAGAUAUCCAAAGACACAGCAGCAGAUGGAAAGAUAUUCUCCAACGCAGCCACUAAAUGCAGAUAAAUAUUCUCCUACAAAACAAAUAGACAUGGACAAAUACUCUACUACACAGUUACAGUUGGAGAGGUAUCCUGCUACACAACAACAGAAAAUGAAGCAUUAUAAUCCUGUUCACCAAAGCAAUGUAGAGAGAUAUUCACCCACAAGACAACUCCAUGUGGAUAGGUAUUCCACAGUUCAACAUGUGGACAGGUACAGUCUAUCUCAACAACAUGCAGAUUUGUUGCCUUCACAAAAUUAUGUUGAAAGAGUAUCACCAUACCAUCCUCUUGAAAGAUUGGCAUCUCCAAGGCAUCACAGAUUUUCUCCCACAAGACAGUUGGGAGAUAGGAUUUCACCAACAAGACAUGUAAACAGACUUUCUCCAACAAGGCAGCAUGUAAGCAGAUUGUCUCCAACACAUGUUGAUAGGUUUUCUCCUACUUGGCAAUAUACUGACAAACUGUCUCCAACUCAACAAGGAGUAGAGAGAUUAUCACCUUCACGUCAGCAUUCAGAGAGAAUGUCUCCAAGCCAACAGUUUCUAACUAGAUUCUCUCCAACAAGACAAACUAACCGAAUGUGUCAAAAUGUUGACCUUGUGUCUAAUCCCAAACCUCACGUUGACAUGUCUUUAGAAUGCCAAUCUCCAACUAGACAAAUAAUACGAAUGUCACCUCAGCCAUUCGGUGAUAAGAUAUCUGGAACUACUCAGAUCAAUAGAGUUCCAAACAAAUCAAAUGAAACUUCAGGUCAAAUACCAUUAGAGCCAUCUUCAAGUAAUCUGUCUGAACAACAGUCAACUGAUAGAUCACUUCCAGAAUCAACCAUUGAAAAAGUAAUCAUUGAAAAGCAUUUAUCAUACAGACAUUUAGAACCUCAAGUUUCUUCGAAGAUCUUCGGAUGCAAUGCAACAUCUAAGCCUAAUGAAACACUCUGUGUUGAAAAACAACAUGUUGUAACCAGUAUAUCUACAUCCUGUUCUCAGACAAUGCAGAAGUCAUUUAAAGAGGAUUUGAACCGUUGCAGAGAUUGCAAUAAGAAAUUCUCUACUUCACAAGACUAUACUGUGCACCGGAGACAACACAUGAAAACGCAUCGAAGUGAAGAUGCUACUACUUCUCAUACACGACCUCAUCUUCAUAAGUGCUUUCACUCAGAAGGACAUGCAGAUUCCCGCUCACUGAGCACCGAAGAGAUACCAAAGCCUCCAGACUGUGUGAAUUGUAAGGUGGACUUCUGGAAGCAAAACCACUUACCUAAACAUUUAUGGGCAAAGACUCAUAAAAUGACAUUAGAGAAAUUACGUAACAAACAUUCAUCAUCAAGUGAUAGUGAGCCUGCUAACCUUGCAGACUCAGUAUCUGAGACAAUUAGUCAUUCUACUUCUGCUGUCACCGUUGUAGCUCCGUCCAGAGUUGAAACCAUCCCUGCUUCUGAAAAAGCACUCGAUUUGUCGAGAGAUGAAUCUCUUACAGUAACUCAGACAAGUAUUGCAAAAACUUCUUCCCUAAUAACAACUGCGAGUGUUACUAAUGCAGCUAAUAUUCAGAGUGUUAGUGUUUCUAGUGAACCUACAUUUAGAUUAAGUGAAGAAGAAAGCAAAAUAACUGGAUUAGAAACUCCAAGCCAACCACAGUUCUUAUUACACCAACGACCACUCUACCAAAAUUAUCUCGAACCAUAUAGUGAUUCUAGUAUCAAAAUUAAGGAUGAACCAUUAGAAUCGGAUAAAUGGUCUUCUGUUCGAAAUCACCAGUGGUUAAGAGUAACCAAUAACAGUACUGAAAUGACAGGAACUGGUAUUAUUCCUGUAAUGUCUGUAAUGGCUGUUACUUCCCCCAAUAUGUGUAAUCUUUGCCAAGCUGUAUUUCCUUCACAUCACCAGCUUCAAAGUCAUAUUUUGGUGCACAAAAACCAUCGACCAUAUGUGUGUGAAUAUUGUGAUGCUGGUUUUACAAAAAAGCAGUCACUCAAAAUUCAUCUUCAAACCCAUUCACUGGAUAAACCAUACAUUUGUGAUAUUUGUGGUGAUACUUUUGCUUCAGCUGAUAAACGUAGUGAUCAUUACCAGAUUCAUUCAGAAGCGCACCAUAGAGGUGAGGAUAGUAUUACACCAGCAUAUCAACAACUACACCAAGUGGUUAGCCCUUUGCCUAAGGCUUACACAAGUUCACAAGAGUUGUAUAUGACCCUAACACAGCUACCCGGAAACCAAACUCCAUUACCUGAGGCAUCUGCAAUGGUUCAGCAAAAGCAUGUACCAUUCCGAACACAUUUGCAUCAAGAUCAGCAAUAUUUGGAAAUUUGUUCUCCAAAUGUUGUUGAAUCAGCAGCUGUUACAGUUUCAGCACCCAUCCUCACAACAGCUAUCUCACCAGACUCAAGUUCAAUCAGCAAGCCUUGAAAUGGACAUAUUGCCCUUUGGUAAUCAAAAUCAAUUUCAGUGGGAAUUAUUCCCUUCUGAAGAAAUGCAGUAUUCUGCAGUGGCAUGCAGAUAGCAUCAUAUGCAACAACCAGAUAGUCAGUCAAUGAAAAGUGCAUCCCCUAGAAAAUUGCAGCUUAACCUACAGAGGGUUUUUCUGUUUACACAGGGGAUAUUUUGUUUGAGUGUCUUUGUUGUCACGGUGCAGAAAGCAUUAGGCAUGUCUCUUCCGAGGGAGACCAAGCAGAAUUUCUUGAAUGAGCCCCAUGAUGGCUUUAAUUGCAACCUGCUGAAUAAUGUUGUACCUAUUUGAUACACUUCCUCAAGCCUGCUCUUCAGUUAUGUUUGAGCACUUUUUUCAGGUUGAAACUAAGAUGUGUGUAUAACACAAGCCUUUUCUCUUUCCUUGCCUGGGUGACAUUUUUGGGUUAUCAGGUGUUGAGAGUUACAAAGACAUAUGAGAAUACAUAGAUCCUUGCAAGGAGAAACCAAAUACAUGUGUAUGUGCACGUAUGUAUGUGUGUGUGUGUGUUUAUAUAUAUAUAUAUUACACAUAUGUAUGUAUGUGUGUGUGUGUGUG